AUGGAUCAGGACGCUAGGAGGGUGGAAGAAGGGUUUGGUCCGGCAGUAGCAGCAGUUGGGCAGAAAGAAGAUCACAACAAGGCUCAGUUCGGUAAAAUAGAUAAAAAUGAUGGUGGAGAUCACUGCAUAGACAAUGAGAAAGAAUUAGGUACUAGGACUGGGAGCUCAGAGCUAGAUCAUCAUCCCUCAACCGAAGAAAAGCAGGCCGAGGAGCAACCCGUAGUGGUUAAGCAGAAGAGCAAGAGGGUUGCAACCUUAGACGCAUUCAGAGGCCUUACCAUAGUGUUGAUGAUAUUGGUUGACGACGCUGGAGGAGCCUAUUCGCGUAUUGAUCACUCCCCAUGGAAUGGAUGCACAUUGGCGGACUUUGUGAUGCCCUUUUUUCUCUUCAUUGUUGGGGUUGCUAUUGCUCUCGCUCUCAAGAAAAUAGCCAAGAUCGAUGUUGCCAUAAAGAAGAUUGUUAUCAGGACAUUGAAGCUUCUGUUCUGGGGAAUUAUUUUGCAAGGAGGAUACUCUCAUGCACCUGACGAUCUGGCCUAUGGUGUUGACAUGAAGCAUAUCCGAUGGUUUGGCAUCCUCCAGAGAAUAGCUUUGGUAUACUUUGUUGUUGCCAUGAUAGAGACCUUGACAACUAAGCGAAGACCAGCCGUCCUAGAGUCUGGAAACAUUUCUAUUUUCACUGCAUAUCGAUGGAUUGGAGGGUUCGUUGCCUUUCUUAUAUACAUGGUCACGACGUAUGCACUAUAUGUUCCAGAUUGGAGUUUCGUGUUACACAACGAUGAUGGAGCAAAGAGAUACACAGUCAAAUGUGGAAUGAGAGGACACUUGGGACCCGCAUGUAACGCCGUUGGACAUGUGGACAGACAAGUUUGGGGAGUUAAUCAUCUCUAUGCAUACCCCGUUUGGAUACGCUUGAAGGUUUGCAAGCAUGGGGAGAAUGCUCCAAGUUGGUGCCUUGCUCCAUUCGAACCUGAAGGCCUGCUGAGUUCAAUUUCGGCUAUCCUCUCUGGGACCAUUGGCAUCCAUUAUGGGCACGUUCUGAUUCAUUUUAAGGGUCACGCUGAGAGGCUUAGGCAAUGGGUCUCAAUGGGCUUCAUCUUGCUCACUGUGGCCAUCAUUCUCCACUUUACAGAUGCUAUUCCUAUGAACAAGCAACUCUACAGCUUCAGCUACGUUUGUUUCACAGCAGGUGCAGCUGGAAUUGUCUUCUCUGCUUUUUAUAUACUGAUUGAUGUUUGGGGGCUUCGUACACCAUUCUUGUUCUUAGAAUGGAUAGGAAUGAAUGCAAUGCUAGUGUUUGUAAUGGCAGCCCAAGGCAUCUUUGCGGCAUUUGUAAACGGAUGGUAUUAUGAAACUCCAGAUAAAACUCUAGUCAAUUGGAUUCAGGAUCAUGUUUUCAUCAAUGUUUGGCAUUCGGAGAGGCUUGGGACCCUCUUAUAUGUGAUAUUUGCUGAAAUCGCAUUUUGGGGUGUUGUUUCGGGCAUCUUGCACAAAUUAGGAAUAUAUUGGAAGCUGUGA
Messenger RNA from Juglans microcarpa x Juglans regia, 1518 nucleotides. RefSeq names its product heparan-alpha-glucosaminide N-acetyltransferase-like. The transcript has 13 exons. The record is from RefSeq and is a predicted model, not a curated record. The coding region runs from base 1 to 1518 and encodes 505 amino acids. Lineage: Eukaryota; Viridiplantae; Streptophyta; Magnoliopsida; Fagales; Juglandaceae.